This is a messenger RNA of Phlebotomus argentipes, 3133 nucleotides long. RefSeq lists its product as uncharacterized. The transcript has 10 exons. Gene Ontology annotation, cellular component: cytoplasm. Gene Ontology annotation, biological process: signal transduction. The coding region runs from base 641 to 1774 and encodes 377 amino acids. Lineage: Eukaryota; Metazoa; Arthropoda; Insecta; Diptera; Psychodidae. The record is from RefSeq and is a predicted model, not a curated record.
AAUCAACUGCACGGCAUCUCUGCAUAAAAUAUUUGUGGGUGCUGAAAUUGAAUGGGUGGAGUCAAUUGAAGUGCUGUCGUCUCAAUCAGCAAUUGAAGGAGGAAUUUCCAUCUGGCGAUAGUUUUUAAAUGUGACAAACAAGGAGAAAUUCAAGAUGCACAGAAGCUCUCCAGAUGCUGCGUGUUCGCAGCCACCCUGUAUCGGGUUUCCCGGAGAGACUCAUAAAUUGAGAGAAAUGAGAAAACUGAGAGGCGCGAGAGCGUGAGAGUGUGGAAAUCACAUAGAGAAGUGGCAAAAGACGCUCAAAGAGUUUUCAUGUUUUCAGUUGGCUGAGAUCAGCCGUGUGAGAACCUCCGUGGUCCAUAUUUCACAAUUCACUACACUGAACUUGAGAGUAUUUCUGAAGUCAAAGGCUCGAAAAGAGAGGAAAAUUAGGAAAUCCGCGCGCGCCCUAAAAAUUUUUUUUGGGAAAGUUUGGAGCAAAGUUGUUAACGUGAAAACCACAAAAUUAGAGUGAUUUUCAGGCAAUCUCUUUGUUUGGCGAGUACUUAGCUGUGAAUUCUGUCAGGUGUUUUGUAAAUUGGUGUUCUCGCCAUCCAGAGUCGACAACAAAGGGCCCCAAUAAGCGCUCACUGUGAAGAUGACAGAGAACAAAGAUAAGAAUCCUGACGGGAGUUCUCGUACUCGGAGAUAUGUCGUCAAUACAGAUCGAAGUGGAGAAAUUCAUGUCACAGUCCAGGGCGAUUUGACGCAGCAAGAGAAGAGAGCCGUCUUCAUGACUGUGCACGAUUUGGGAUGUAAUCACACAUCAUUCCAGGACUUUGUCAAUAGUCCAUGCAUGACAGAGAUUAAGGAGCGCUCGUGUUUCAUCCACAUCGACGCACCGGGUCACGGCGACAAUGCCGACCCGCUGCCCGACAGCUUCCCUUUUCCCUCGCUCCAGACACUCGGCGAGGAUCUGGUCACCGUGCUGGAUUUCUUGCACGUGAAGUAUGUGAUUGGCCUGGGCGAGGGCGCUGGAGCCAAUGUGAUGGCCCGCUUCGGGCUGGCCCACUCCUCGCGGUGCCUCGGCCUCAUUCUCAUCAACUGCACCGGAAGUGCAGCAUCAGUAUUGGAGACUUUUAAGAACAAGUUUAUCACUUGGAAGGCUGAUGAAGUUGCCAAAUCUGCUGAAGCUUUCUUGGUUUACCACAAAUUCGGCCAUUUGCAAUAUUUACACGAGCAAUUGGUGGGUGAUAAUCCGGACAAGGACAAAGUGAUUGCAGACUUCCAGAGUCGCCUCCGUGGUAAAUUGAACAAUAAGAACUUGGGACAAUACGUGAAGGCAUUCAUGAGUCGCAAGGACUUGUCACUGAAGGCGUGCAAAGUGGACAUUCUUCUCAUAACGGGCAUGCUGAGUCCCUAUGCCACUGUUGUGGAGAAGCUCUUCAGAGAUCUCGACAAAGAGAAGGUGACCAUGUUGAAAAUCGAACGUGCCGGAGAUGUCUUGGCGGAUGCUCCCGCCAAGGUGGCGCAGUCGAUUCUGCUGUUCUGCAAGGGCCAGGGACAGCUCACGUCUGUUGUGAUGCCGGGCGUUGAUCGCUCGCGCGCCUACUCCACCAGCUCUGGCGGCUCCAAUGACGGCAACACACCCGUGGGGGCGCUCUCGCGGCGUCUCUCGCGCGGCAUGUCCAUGGAGGAGUACGACAAGCCCAACAUCCGGAGACUCAGCAUCACAGUCAACGAUCAACUGCCGCCGAUCAAGAAAAACCACCCCCCGAAGAUUAAUCAUUAGUGGAUGCAGAGAUAUGAGAGAAUCAUAAGCAGAAGACAGUGUGGAGCAAUUUCUUUUUGGUCAUGGCUAGACAUUGGACAUUUAUGAGCUCCUCACUGGCAAUGCACCUUUAUAUUAGGACUUUGUAAGGAGCUGAGCACUAUCAAUUCUCAUGAGUAAAAGCAGUGAAUGGUCGUCAUAAAGUUGGGUGGAUUUUCCCCUCAACAUCUUCUUCUAAAACACAUUGCAUUACAUAUUAUAGAAUAUUGCCAGGGAGUAAAGUCAUGCUAAGGUGCACAAAAUGAACCAAAAUCUCCAUGAAACAUAACCACCAUAUAUAUUGAAAAGUAAAUGGAAUAAACGUGAAUUAUAAAGUGAAUAUUUUUAACCAGCAAUAAAAUAUUACAUAACCAAAAUAUCUCGUCGUUAUGCCAAUUAAUGGACUUAACAAUCCAAAGAUUAAGGAAUACAUACACAAAUACACUUGAUAAAAAUUAUACAAGAUAUUUUAGAAAGUGACAUUUUAACAAAGAUUGAUAAAAAAAAGAUAUAUCAUUAGAUUUGUGACGUGCUUCUAAUGCUCUAUAAAAUGUACUAAAAAAAACAUUGUGAAAAAAUGCUCUUUGGCUUAGUGAAAGAAAAAAAAAGGAUUUUUAACUUUUGACUUGAUAUUUAGACAUGAGAUGAAAAGUCUAUUUAACUAAAAGGAUAAUUUUUCGAGAAAUGAGAGAAUACAAUAAAUGAUAAACAGUAGUUGUAUAUCUUCGAUGCUAUAUAUUGACAUUUUCUGGACAAUUUUGAUAGAAAAAAAGUGAGAAACUUAGAUAAACGCCAAUUGCGAUGAUAACGUUUUGAGCGAUUUUUAAGUAUAAUAUAUUUUCUUGCACCGCAAUAAUAAGACCAAAAGACCACCUAUCAAAUGCGUACAAUCCCCCUAACACAUCGUCUAGACAUCUUCAUUACUGCGCGAGAGAAUAAAUGUUUCUUUAAAUUGAAAGGAAAACACAUCAAGACAUUGUAUUUAAAAAAGGCGUUAAUUCAAAGGUACCUUCUAGAUGAGAAAUAUAGAGAGAAAUCCUUAAGAAAUUGACUAUUGUUUUCUGAGCUUUACUUUUUCAUAAUAACUUUCCAUUAAACACAACACAUCGUCCAAGAGGAAGGCCGUUAUAUUUAAAGUGAAACACAGGCCGCACAUUUCCGAAUUGGAUUCUGAUGUUCUUAUUGAAGUUUUAUAUAAUCACAAGAAGAUAUUACGUAGAGAAAUUAAUGUAUAGUGACAAAGUAUUUAAAAAUGAAUAUUAAGAAAUACAGUAGAGACAUUAUUGAUGAAUAAAUUCAAUCGUUAAAUGCAUAAAUAAAUGAAAAUGAAGGAUCAUCAAA